Messenger RNA from Phragmites australis (common reed), 514 nucleotides. RefSeq lists its product as uncharacterized. The transcript has a single exon. The record is from RefSeq and is a predicted model, not a curated record. The coding region runs from base 76 to 381 and encodes 101 amino acids. Lineage: Eukaryota; Viridiplantae; Streptophyta; Magnoliopsida; Poales; Poaceae.
CAGUUACUAGAUUGUUCCUCAUCAGUUCCUCUGCAGUCUCCACGGAAACCCUAAUCCAAUCUCGUUUCCCUCCCGAUGGGGCUCUUCUCGUGGUGGAGGGGAGGGCGACGUGGCGGCGGCGGCCCGCCGGAGCAGCGGAGACAGCAGCCCGCGGCGGUUGCGGGGGACGAACCGGCGGCGGCGGCGCACGGGGCGGUGGAGGUCCGGCGGCAGCGGCAGGCGUCUGACGCGACCGUCUUCGAGUUCGGGUCCGCGGCGGAGUCAGGUGCCGCGGUGACGCUCGCGGGGUACUGCCCCGUCUCGGAUGAACUCGAGCCGUGCCGCUGGGAGCUGGUGCCGGCCGCCAGGGAGGGCGCGCCGCUGUUCCGCAUCGUGUUCUGACCGCGGGGAGAGAGCACCUCAUCUGGAAUGUACCAGAUUUUAUAGGUAUAAAGGUGUGAUCUUUGAAUGGUGUAUUGCUAGUCUGCUACCCAUGCACAUUGAAAUAAAACUUGAGAUAUUGAUGUGUUUGUUA